CGUCAAUUCAGUACCAAGGACAGCGCCAGAUCGCUCCUGAGCGCUGCGUCAGGACGCCUGAUGUCCUCAUGGUUGGAGAGCUGAGACGCACGAAGAACAUCUCAGAGCAAUCUCCACCUCCUGAGGAGCGCAGCCAUCAGUCAGGGAAAGACAGCAACGUUUAAAUUUAUUUUGUUUUGUGUAUGCUGAUGAACAGACAAUCUAGACCGCGUUUCCGUGUACACUCGUUUAAGUAACACGGCCGCAUGAUCCAAGGAGGGCUGAAGCAUUUGGAUUUAUAGGCAUGACUUUAGAAAACGUCCUCUGGGAUUAAAGUGAAAAUGUCUGGAGAAUUUCCCGACACUCACUACGAAGGCUCAGCAGGGAUAGUCUACGCUGCAGGCUUCAACUUCAGCUACGUUUUCAACACCACCAACCUCUCCGACAGCGGCUACAACCAUCUUUUAGACUUCGCCAAACCAGAUUUUGUGGGAGACGGCGCAGCCGUUGUGAGGAUUAUCAUCUCUGUCAUUUACUCGCUGGUUUGCGCACUGGGUCUGGUUGGGAACUUGUUGGUCUUGUACUUAAUGAGGUCCAAGCAAGUGUGGAAAAAAUCCUCCAUCAACCUUUUCGUAACUACUUUGGCAGUGACUGACUUCCAGUUCGUCCUCACUCUGCCCUUCUGGGCGGUGGAAAACGCGCUUGACUUUACGUGGCUUUUCGGCAAAGCGAUGUGCAAGAUAGUUUCCUAUGUGACAGCGAUGAACAUGUACGCCAGUGUGUUUUUCUUGACUGCCAUGAGCGUGACGAGGUACUGGUCGCUCGCCUCUGCGCUCAAAGGCAGACGGCGACGGCCGCUCUGCUGCUCCGCGCGCUGCAUCACGUUUUUUAUCUGGGUUACCGCCGUCACCGCCGCUCUGCCGCACGCAGUUUUCUCCACAACCGCGACAGUGUCCAAUGAGGACUUGUGUCUCGUCAAAUUCCCGGACACCAACGGCACCGCGCAGUUUUGGCUGGGACUCUAUCACUCCCAGAAAGUGCUGGUGGGCUUUGUGGUGCCGCUGGUCAUCAUCUCAGCCUGCUACCUGCUCCUUUUGCGCUUCAUCACCUCCAAAAACAUCAACACGUCGUGCGCCAAACGACGCGCCAAAGUCACCAAGUCUGUCACCAUCGUAGUCUUAUCCUUCUUCCUGUGCUGGCUGCCCAACCAAGCGCUCACAGCCUGGGGCAUCCUCAUCAAACUCAACGUGGUUCAUUUCAGUUACGAGUACUACACCAUGCAGGUGUACGUCUUUCCCGUGUCCGUGUGCCUGGCGCACUCUAACAGCUGCCUGAACCCCAUUCUGUACUGCCUGAUGAGGCGGGAGUUCAGGAAGGCGCUGAAAAAACUCUUCUGGCGGAUGACUUCGCCGACCAUAAGGCCGAUCACCGCCACCACAAAGCAAGAGGUGAACGCGCAAGGGAGGGUCCUUGUCCCGGACUGCGCGCCCGAGGAGCCGGCUGUGUUGUUUUUUCCUCCGGGGGCUGUUAUGUACAACGACAGGCGGGAUCUGCCCCAAAGCAGCGCUUAGUCUGG
Molecule: messenger RNA, 1555 nt
Organism: Scatophagus argus
Lineage: Eukaryota; Metazoa; Chordata; Actinopteri; Scatophagidae
Gene: rxfp3
Product: relaxin family peptide receptor 3
Exons: 1
Coding region: 321-1550 (409 amino acids)
Biological process (GO): G protein-coupled receptor signaling pathway; immune response
Cellular component (GO): membrane
Molecular function (GO): G protein-coupled receptor activity
Source: RefSeq, a predicted model, not a curated record